This is a messenger RNA of Condylura cristata (star-nosed mole), 2363 nucleotides long. RefSeq names its product zinc finger protein 668 (gene ZNF668). The record is from RefSeq and is a predicted model, not a curated record. Bases 321 to 2162 code for a protein of 613 amino acids. The transcript has 3 exons. Gene Ontology annotation, cellular component: nucleus. NCBI's taxonomy places the organism in Eukaryota, Metazoa, Chordata, Mammalia, Eulipotyphla, Talpidae.
CGCCGGCCCCUCCCUGGCCGUGUCCCGGGCUCGGUCGUCCAGAGGAGCUGUAGCCGACGCCACCGAGCCAACCCAAGUCCAUUCAGGUCACCUGUUCAACUCAUUUCAUCAGUGAACAGAGUGGAAUCUGGAGGGCAGACUGUCAGACUCAGGAAUGUUUGGAAGGAUGUGGCCUCCUAACUGGGAAAUGCAGAUAAGCUAGGUUUCCCCCAGAGUCCUCCUGAGGGCUUUGUGAGGAGAAAGGCCUUGGAGAAUGGCAAAAGCCUGUGGCUUCCAUCUAACUUCACUUCUCUUGCACAGAAGUCCCGCCCAUCAGGGCCAUGGAGGUGGAGUCUACCGAGGCUCGAACUCCAGCCCCGGGCUACAAGCGCUCUGGCAGGCGCUUCAAGUGCCUGUCCUGUACCAAGACAUUUCCCAACGCGCCCAGGGCCGCACGUCAUGCGGCCACACAUGGGCCUGUAGAGAGCACAGAGCAGGCGACCGAGGUGAAGCAGAAGCCAGAAACAGAACCCAAAGCCGAAGAUGCCAGUGGGGAUAAGGUGUCAGGCACAGGGGCUAAGCCUCGGCCCUACGCGUGUCCACUGUGCCCCAAAGCCUACAAAACAGCUCCCGAGCUGCGCAGCCACGGGCGCAGCCACACGGGUGAGAAGCCCUUCCCGUGCCCCGAGUGCGGCCGCCGCUUCAUGCAGCCUGUGUGCCUGCGCGUGCACUUGGCCUCCCACGCAGGGGAGCUGCCCUUCCGCUGCACACACUGCCCCAAGGCCUACGGCGCCCUCUCCAAGCUCAAGAUCCACCAGCGCGGCCACACGGGCGAGCGGCCCUAUACCUGCGCAGACUGCGGCAAGAGCUUCGCCGACCCGUCGGUGUUCCGCAAGCACCGGCGCACACACGCCGGCCUGCGGCCCUACGGCUGCGAGCGCUGCGGCAAGGCCUACGCGGAGCUGAAGGAUCUGCGCAACCACGAACGGUCCCACACGGGCGAGCGCCCCUUCCUCUGCUCGGAGUGCGGCAAGAGCUUCUCCCGCUCGUCCUCGCUCACUUGCCACCAGCGGAUCCACGCCGCACAGAAGCCCUAUCGCUGCCCUGCCUGCGGCAAGGGCUUCACGCAGCUCAGCUCCUACCAGAGCCACGAGCGCACGCACUCGGGUGAGAAGCCCUUCCUGUGCCCCCGCUGCGGCCGCAUGUUCUCUGACCCCUCAAGCUUCCGGCGCCACCAGCGGGCGCACGAGGGCGUGAAGCCUUACCGCUGCGAGAAGUGCGGCAAGGACUUCCGGCAGCCGGCGGAUCUGGCCAUGCACCGGCGGGUGCACACGGGCGACCGGCCAUUCAAGUGCCUGCAGUGUGACAAGACAUUCGUGGCGUCCUGGGACCUCAAGCGGCACGCACUGGUGCACUCAGGCCAGCGGCCCUUCCGCUGCGAAGAGUGUGGGCGAGCCUUCGCUGAGCGAGCCAGUCUCACAAAGCACAGCCGUGUGCACUCGGGUGAGCGCCCCUUCCACUGCAAUGCCUGCGGGAAAUCCUUCGUGGUGUCAUCAAGCCUGAGAAAGCAUGAGCGGACCCAUCGAAGUAGUGAGGCUGCAGGGGCUCCCCCGCAGCAGGAGCUGGUAGUGGGGCUGGCACUGCCUGUCAGUGUGGCAGGUGAGGGCUCUGCGGCCCCCACGACAGGUGCAGGGCUGGGGGACCCACCGGCAGGGUUGCUAGGGCUGCCCCCUGAAUCAGGUGGUGUGAUGGCCACCCAGUGGCAAGUGGUAGGCAUGACAGUGGAGCAUGUGGAGUGCCAAGACUCUGCACUUGGGGAGGCUCCUGGCCCUGUCGGGGGUGAGGAGCCUGAAGAGAAGCCACCACAGUUUGUGUGCAGGGAGUGCAAGGAGACUUUCUCCACAUCAACCUUGUUGCGAAGGCACGAGCGCUCCCACCCGGAGCUACGGCCCUUUUCCUGCACCCAGUGUGGCAAGAGCUUCUCAGACCGGGCUGGGCUGCGCAAGCACAGCCGCACCCAUAGCUCUGUGCGUCCCUACACUUGCACCCAGUGCCCCAAGGCCUUCCUGAGUGCUAGCGACCUGCGCAAGCAUGAACGCACACACCCUGUGUCUGUCGGCACCCCCACACCCCUCGAGCCCCUCGUGGCUUUGCUAGGAAUGCCUGAAGAGGGCCCAUCCUGAGGCCCGUGCCCCCACUCCACACACACUCCCAGGAGCUCAGCCCCCAGAGGAUGCCUCUCUCACCUCCUUUGUGCCAGCUCACUCUUUAGACCCCAUAUCCUUGCCCCCCCAGGCAGCCCGCUCACCUUGCCCCGUCGAGGGUCCACUGGUGUGGAGAGACAUGGCUCCUCUGAGCAACACUUAUUAAAGCAUUUACUUUCA